Nicotiana tabacum (common tobacco) is the source of this 1740-nucleotide messenger RNA. RefSeq names its product RING-H2 finger protein ATL46-like. The record is from RefSeq and is a predicted model, not a curated record. NCBI's taxonomy places the organism in Eukaryota, Viridiplantae, Streptophyta, Magnoliopsida, Solanales, Solanaceae. Gene Ontology annotation, molecular function: ubiquitin protein ligase binding.
UGCUUUUGACCUAUUUUUGGAAGCUUCACUAAGUACUCUCAAGUACCAUCAUCAGAGAGUUUAAUUACUCCUGUUCCUUAUUCCUUUUUGCAGCAUUUGGUCAUCUGACAAAAUUAACAAAUUAGCUUCUGCUACUAGAAUAAGGUAACGUAAAAAAAAAAUCAAAUCCUCUUCAAUUCAAUUUCUGCAAAGAGGUGUAUUUUCUAACAAACCCAGCUCAAGAAUUUAUGAUUUUCUCUCUUUCUUGAGCACUUUUGGGUAUUGGGUUUCUUGUAAAUGUAAAGAAAUGGGGGGUGGGUCUAUUUCUUGUACUCCUCAAAUAUAUUAGCUGGCUUUGUCUUUGUGCCAUCGGCAGCACAAGUAAGUAGUACUAUAUGCUUUUCUUCAACAAAUGAAAAUACUGUCUGAUUCAAGAAAAUAAGGUAUGAGCAAAAUACUGUCUUUUUAGUACACCUAUGUUCAAGUGCCAAAAAAAAGAUGUCAUCAUCUUCAUCUGGAAAUAAAAUUAGCCCAGCUGUUCUUUUUAUCAUAGUAAUAUUAGCUAUCAUAUUCUUUAUUUCUGGUAUUCUCCAUUUGUUAGUUAGGUAUUUAAUGAAACAUAGGUUCUCUUCACAAUCUGCUAGAGACCCUGAAAUGUCUGAUUCUGGUUCCUAUCAAAGGCAAUUACAACAACUUUUUAAUCUACAUGAUUCAGGUUUAGAUCAGUCCUUUAUUGAUGCACUCCCUGUGUUUCUUUACAAAGAUAUAAUGGGUUUAAAAGAACCAUUUGAUUGUGCUGUUUGUCUUUGUGAAUUCUCAGAACAAGACAAGUUAAGGCUGCUCCCUUUAUGUAGUCAUGCUUUUCAUAUAAGUUGUAUAGACACAUGGCUUUUGUCAAAUUCUACUUGCCCACUUUGUAGAGGGAGCCUUUUUACACCUGGUUUUUGUAUUGAAAAUCCAAUCUUUUACUUUGAUGAUACAACAAGAGAUGAAUGUUGUGGUGGUGGGGUUUCAGAAAAUGGAAGUGUUAUUGUUGGUCCAAAAUUACAUGAGGAUAUUGAUAGUAAGAUCAGUUCAAGAAGGGUGUUUUCUGUUAGACUUGGCAAAUUCAAGAACACAAACAAUGGUAUUCUUGAAAUUGAGAAAAGGGAAAUGGGAGAGACUAGUAAUAGUAAUUUGGAUUCAAGAAGGUGUUUUUCAAUGGGGUCUUUCCAAUAUGUGGUGGCUGAUUCAGAAUUGCAAGUGGCAUUGUGUCCCAAUAGUGCUAAAAGUAAUGGUGUAGAUGGUGGUGGUCAUCAAUUGAGGGGAAAUGUGAAAGGGAAAAGUGGACAAAAUGGAAAUUCCGCAAAUGAUGGGGAUAAUUAUGGGAAAAGGAUAAAUCUUGGAAAUAGAGGGGAGAGUUUUUCUGUUUCCAAGAUCUGGCUCUGGUCCAAGAAGGAUAAAUUUCAUAAUUCUGCUGACAAUGUAAGUUUGCCAUGGACGGAUCAUCAUAGAGCUCCACCUGUUUGAAGAUAGUAUAAGAGGGUAGCCAGAGACUAAGCUUAUGCGCGGGGUUCGGGGAAAGGCCGGACUGCAUUGUGCAUGAUGUACGCCCCAAAUUCUUACAAGAGACUCUUUCCGCAUCAUGAACUCGUGACCUCAUCCUGGUCAACCUGAGGCAACUAGUAUACAAUCUUUUUCUUUUUCCUUUCUUCAAUUGCCUUGUAGUUUGGUUAAUUAAAUUUAUUUGAUUAUUCAGUUGUCAUAAGUUCUUUUGGUGCU